Messenger RNA from Penaeus vannamei (Pacific white shrimp), 3117 nucleotides. NCBI's taxonomy places the organism in Eukaryota, Metazoa, Arthropoda, Malacostraca, Decapoda, Penaeidae. The record is from RefSeq and is a predicted model, not a curated record.
AUGAAAGUAACACCUGAUGUUAAAGAUAGUGCAACACUAAACUUUGCGUUCACGUGGUAUCCAAUCGUUUUUAUACAGAUUGCGUAUUCGUGCACAACGUCUACAUUAGCAUAUUAUGCAUUGUACAUUGUUAUUUUCAAGGAUAUACAAUCAGUCACCAAGUCCAAGGAAAGGAGAGCGAAAAGCCACAUCAUGGCGUCGACUCCCGAAUAUCAGCUGCGACCAGAAUUCGCCCACGAGAGCCAGUGUGCCGUCGGGAAAAAAAAAGGAUCACCGAAGCUGAGGAUUGUUUCAGAUCAAAUGAGAUUACUGGUAUUCGUAAUGGCCACCUUUGGGUAUUUCGCUGAUGCCAGUGGCGUGCCAAUCUACGGCCUACACACGGAGUCGCCGCCGCAGCAGGGGAUGACGUGGCUGCAAAAGGACCUCGCGAUACAGGAGCCUUCGGAGCACAUCACGGUCUGCCUUCACAUGCGCCUGCACUUCGUCUACACAGAUCCUGCGAUCGUGCUGUACAUCGAUGGCACUUUCUUCGCUGUAGUGUACGAAGGGAAGUUCGCUCUGUUCAACGCACGCUACUUCUGGUCCAGCGACACCGCCCCCUCAGUAAGGGCGUGGUCGCACCUGUGUUACGUAUUCGGAGCAGAGCCGGGCGUGGCGGUGGGCGGGCGCUACGUACCAGGCCGGCGGCAGGGGGAUCUCGGUGACCCCAUGCCCAUUGUGGCGCCGAGAAACCUGACUCUCGGGACGCCUUUAGGAGCAUCGGAUCCCUUAUCCUCCAGCCCCGUCGGAGGAUUCUUCACAGUUCCGAGAGUCUAUACAAGGAAGCUCACAGAAGACGAGAUGCGGACCCUCGCUGAGUGCGGCGAAGGCCCCUACGGUGACCAGGUCGCGGGGUCAUGGCAGGUCAGGUGGACGCAAUGGGAGGGUCCUGAAAGCGCUCACACUGUAGACCUCGGCACCGUGCCCGACACACUCGUCUCACCCUUGAAUUACGAAGCUUAUGAAUUCCAUAACUUGACACCGUCGGCUCUGUUCGGCAACGUCCCCUCAGAGGCCAUGUGCUCCCCUCAGCCCCGCUCCAAGUACAUGCUGGUGCGCGCCGACAAGGUCUCCUACCCGCCGGCGGAGAGGCUCUGCUCGGUGUAUGGCGGGCGACUGCCGGAGACUUUCGACGAACCCAUGGUCUCGCACAUGAAGCAGGUGAUGAACACCCUACCUGACUUGAUGCUGUUUACGUGGAUUAAAUCGAACGGCAACAAGACGUGCAGGUCGCUGGGCAUCCAAGCCAGGAAGGACGUUGCUCUCGACAUGUCCAUCGGCUGCGGACACACGUCUCGGCAGCUGCUUUGCGAAGUGCCCUGGUCAUCAUACGUGGAGCUCCGGCACAGCGGACCAGCCGGUUACGACGACCGCUUCUUCCUGCUCACUCGCGGAACACGGCCGGUAUUCCUCUCCCAAAACGGACGUCAGAUCGUGGGCGACGGAGCGAGCGGGACCGAACUGAAGCUCCUGGACAGCGACGGCGAGGUCCUGGCCACCGCGAGGACCGCCCGGAGAUUCCACCCGAUGGGACGCCAUGUGUGGAGGGACGCCGCCACCAACGCCACCAGGACGAUGGUUCUCUCGGCGUGCGGACAGACGGAAUUCACGUGCGACGACGGCUGGUGCGUGCCCCUGUCCACCCGCUGCGACGGCGCCAACGACUGCGGCGACGACUCCGACGAAGCGUGUUCCCUUCUGCUGCCUCUCCCUCCGACGUACCGCGCCGACCGCCCCCCGCUCCCACGCACGCCGCUGUCUCUGCUCGUCCGCUUGGUCCGAGUGCAUGAUGUGGAUGUGGCUAACAACCUCCUCACCGCUUGGCUACAGCUGGAAACCAGGUGGAGAGACGAGCGGGUUCUCUUCUCCCAGCUGAGCAACGAGGCCAUGGAUAAUAUCCUUCCACAGCCGGAUAAAGUCUGGAGUCCCAUGUACGACCUGGAUAACGCUGUGUUCCAGGAUAAGGUGGCCUACCUACACGCAAAAUUUUCGUCACGGAAGCGACAGCGGGGAACUGUAUUGGGGAUACGAAGAAGUACUGCUUUCUGUAUCACGUGGUAUGUGUAUAAUGCAAGUGUGGAAGCCGAGUUGCAGAGGCGUGAGGAUUUCAUGGCUUCCUAUAUCUGCAAUUUUGACCUCUCUCUGUUCCCCUUCGACGUGCACGAGUGUCAUGUCAACAUUUCGGUCAUGAACCACGGCUCCUUCUACUCCAGCUUCGAUCCUCAGGACAUCAAGAUCGUCUCUUCGGCAUCUUCUCUGACCUUAUUCCAAGCGUCAGAACUGCGAUACCGCUACGUCGACGCCAACGAGAACGUCACUGCAAUUAGUCUAAGGGUAGAGCCAUUUGUACACAGAGCAUAUGUAGGAUUUUUUUCUGUCACUCCCCGAGCUGUUCAAAUACUGCUGAGACGUCAGUAUGGGGCCUACCUCUUCACCACCUUUCUGCCUUGCUGGAUCCUUGGCAUCAUCGGCUUUGGGACCCUUUACUUCAAGAGACAAGACUUCAGUGACAGAAUUGGCGUGACUCUCUCCUGCCUCAUCGUCAUCGCUGCUCUCUUCUCUCAAAUCACCUUCACGAUCCCGCAGUCAUCUUCCCCGAAGGUCAUCGACGUCUACUUCUUCUACUUCAUCGUCCGCCUCUUCAUCACCUUCGCCCACCACGGCAUCUUCGCCUUCCUCCGCGGCGCCAGAGCAAGGGAAAUCGCCGACCGUGAAGACAGCGCCUCGGAGGACCCAUCUUGCGGCACGAGGAACCACCCUCACGUCGGGGAGGACUUCGAAAAGGAGAAGUUCGAAGUCCUGGCCAGCGACGGGGAACCUCGUUCACAUCGAAGUCCAAUAGCAAUGAAAAGGACUCAGAAAAGGCCUUGGGGAAAGUGCUCCUGUCGUCCCCGAAUGCCGUCGUGCGUAACGCAUCGGCUUUGGUCGUCUAAGGCGCCGUCGUGCGCUCAGGCCUUCAACGUCGCGGGAAUCGUCUGGUGCAUCGCCAUCGACCUGGCUUGUAUGACCCUUUUAUUUUGCUGGAUUUACAGCGCUCGCCAGGGAGCCGCGCGCACCUUUGAAGAGAAUCGACUCUAA